This is a messenger RNA of Ochlerotatus camptorhynchus, 898 nucleotides long. It is a transcript of the gene e(r), whose product is annotated as enhancer of rudimentary. Lineage: Eukaryota; Metazoa; Arthropoda; Insecta; Diptera; Culicidae. The coding region runs from base 102 to 413 and encodes 103 amino acids. The transcript is spliced from 2 exons. The record is from RefSeq and is a predicted model, not a curated record.
UUCUUCGUUUUCAUUUUAGGGAUCUUAUACAUUUCCAUUCCGCGAAGAAAGUGGAACUGACCAGUGUUCAAUUUGUACGAUAGCGUUGAGGAGGAAAGAAGAUGUCGCAUACCAUUCUGCUGGUGCAGCCGGGCCGGAAUCCGGAAACUCGAACCUACAGCGACUACGAAAGCGUGAACGAGUGCAUGGAGGGGGUGUGUAAAAUCUACGAGGAACAUCUGAAGAGGCGCAAUCCGAACACACCGACCAUCACGUACGACAUCAGCCAGUUGUUCGAUUUCGUCGAUCAGCUAGCGGAUCUGAGCUGCCUCGUGUAUCAAAAGUCAACCAACACGUACGCCCCGUACAACAAGGAGUGGAUCAAGGAGAAGAUUUACGUGCUGCUGAGGCAAGCCGCAGGGACCACCGACUAAGAGUACCGAAGCCCCCGCCCCCUUCACCCUCGGCAUACUUCGAGGGAAAUUUUCUAAUAUUUUACUACCUUGUACUUUCUCGUUCUCCCUUCGAAGUCCAGUCUUUGCGCCAUCUACCGGUGCAAACGGAAGCUCUAAUCCUUACCUACCAUACAGUAGUAUAUCACUUGAUUUACGAGUCAAAACCUAAUGUAAUCAACACGAUCGAGUUUUAAUAAAUGCCUCAUAAAACUUGACUUGCAAAUAACUGAAGAAAGACGGACAAACGGACAGAACAAACUCAUUCUCAAUAUUUAGACCCAACAAACAAACGAAGUGACAAACAAGAGAAAACGGAGGAACAAGAAGAAGAAGAUGAAAUUCUGUGUAUUUAAUUUACUUCAUAUUUUAAUUUAAUUUUUUUUUUUGCAAUUACUUGUGAAGCGUAUGAGCAGUAAUUAAAGGUAAUGAUAAAGCAAAUAAAAACUAAAAAUGUCGUAUAGAGA